Psammomys obesus (fat sand rat) is the source of this 8699-nucleotide messenger RNA. RefSeq names its product zinc finger with KRAB and SCAN domains 8 (gene Zkscan8). The record is from RefSeq and is a predicted model, not a curated record. Gene Ontology annotation, cellular component: nucleus. The transcript has 6 exons. Gene Ontology annotation, molecular function: RNA polymerase II cis-regulatory region sequence-specific DNA binding; DNA-binding transcription factor activity, RNA polymerase II-specific. Gene Ontology annotation, biological process: central nervous system development; regulation of transcription by RNA polymerase II. Lineage: Eukaryota; Metazoa; Chordata; Mammalia; Rodentia; Muridae. The coding region runs from base 234 to 2024 and encodes 596 amino acids.
UGCGUGCCGCCCGGUUCUGCGGCUCCGAGGGUUUGCAAGUUAGCGGUUGGAGGGGUCCCGCCCGGGUUCGGUGUCCUUCGCGCCUCCUCGCGCGCUUCCCGGUCCGCGCUGUGCCGCCUCCCGCCCUCGGGCAGCGUGCGGAGCUCUCGAAGUACCCUGGAAGGCCUGAGAAGACUUAAGAAGAUACAGAAGGUAGAGGAAAAAAGGAACCUUUUAAGUUUUUCUGGCCCUAAAUGGCAGAAUCAAGAAAGCCUCCUUCGGCCCCCUCUUCACCAGACCAGACUCCUGAAGAAGACCUUGUCAUUGUCAAGAUAGAGGAAGAUCAUGGUUGGGAUGAGGAAUCUAGUGUGCGUGAAAGUAACACUCCUGGCCAAGAACUGUUUCGCCUCCGCUUCAGGCAGCUCUGCUACCAGGAGACAUUAGGCCCCCGGGAAGCUCUGAUCCAGCUCCGUGCACUUUGCCAUCAGUGGCUGCGGCCAGACUUGAACAGCAAAGAGCAGAUCCUGGAGCUGUUGGUGCUGGAGCAGUUCCUGACCAUCCUGCCGGAGGAGCUGCAGGCGCUGGCUAAGGAGCACCACUUAGAGAAUGGUGAGGAGGUGGUGACCCUGCUGGAGGACUUGGAAAGGCAGAUUAAUGUCCUAGGACAACCAGUCUCCGCUCAUAAACAUGGGCGCAGAGUACUCUGGGAGGAAGUCGUGCCUUCAGAAUCUGCACCAGAACCUCCAAGUAUUAAGAUCCAACCCGUGGCAAUCAUGCAUAAAUCUACAGUGUCCCAGAAGCCAAAGGACAGAGAGAAGCCAGAUUUCACUUACAAAGCCAUGUCUACUCCUCAGAGUCCUACUCCUUCCCAGAAAGGAAGUUCUGGAGAUCAGGAAGUGACAGCUAGACUUCUUACUGCAGGGUUCCAGACCCCAAAUGAGGGUCUUGUUUUGUUUCAGACUUUGGAAAAGAUCGAAGACAUGGCUGUGUCUCUCAUUCGAGAGGAGUGGCUUCUUGAUCCAUCACAGAAGGAUCUGAAUAGAGAUAACAGGCCUGAGAAGUACAGAAACAUGUUCUCCCUGGAUGGUGAGACCAGAAAUGAGAACAAGGAACUAUUUUCAAAACAGGUAAUAUCUACUGGAAUCCAGCUACAUGGAGAGGCACCUGCCAAGUGCAACGGGGAUGUUACCGUGGGUCUUGCACAUGGAGAAGCCCGAGACCUUCUGGGCAGAUUAGAGAGGCAGCAGGGAAAGCCCACACAGGAGAGACGACAUAAAUGUGAUGAAUGUGGGAAAAGCUUUGCUCAGAACUCAGGCCUUGUUCGCCACUGGAGAAUCCACACUGGAGAGAAACCCUAUCAGUGUAAUGUGUGUAGUAAAGCCUUCAGUUACAGGUCAGCCCUUCUUUCCCAUCAGGAUAUCCACAACAAAGUGAAGCGCUAUCACUGCAAGGAAUGUGGUAAGGCCUUCAGUCAGAACACGGGCUUGAUCCUGCACCAGAGAAUCCACACUGGGGAGAAGCCCUAUCAGUGUAAUCAGUGUGGGAAGGCCUUUAGUCAGAGUGCGGGCCUUAUUUUGCACCAGAGAAUCCACAGUGGGGAGAGACCGUAUGAAUGUAAUGAAUGUGGAAAAGCUUUCAGUCAUAGUUCACACCUCAUUGGACAUCAGAGAAUUCACACUGGGGAGAAACCCUAUGAGUGUGAUGAGUGUGGGAAAACCUUCAGGCGGAGCUCACAUCUUAUUGGCCACCAAAGAAGCCACACUGGGGAAAAACCCUACAAAUGCAGUGAGUGUGGGAGGGCCUUCAGUCAGAAGUCAGGCCUUAUUGAACAUCAGAGAAUCCAUACUGGAGAAAGACCCUAUAAAUGUAAAGAAUGUGGGAAAGCUUUCAAUGGGAAUACUGGUCUCAUUCAGCAUCUGAGAAUACAUACAGGGGAGAAGCCCUAUCAAUGCAAUGAGUGUGGGAAAGCCUUCAUUCAGAGAUCGAGUCUCAUUCGACAUCAGAGAAUCCACAGUGGAGAAAAGCCUGAACCCACAGGAGUUUAGGGAAAGCUUUGGUUGUAGUUUGAGCACUAUUCAGCAUUAGCGAAACCAUGUAGUAGUGGAAAGUCUAGUGAAAAGGGGCAGAAUCUGUAGCGGUAACAAAGCUAAGAUUAGCACUUGGGUAGUUUGGGCCCAAUCCCUGCUAUGAACUGUUUAGCUUGACUGUCUUUGGCGGCAUCUGAUAAAGCAAACCUCUAGAAGCUCAAUAUAUUUUUCAGAACUUUAAAAUAAGAACAAAUUCAUUAUUGUGACUUAAAAUGCUAUAUUUUGUCUUUCCCAUGAGUAGCUGUUAAGUUUGAGAGGGGCUCUCCUCCAAGCUUCUCUGUUUCUUCCCAUUUCCUGUGGUCCCUCUCUAUCAUACCUCGGAAGAUGCCCUUGUAAAUCCUAAUCUAAGAAGCUGCUAGAGUCCAAGUCAACCCCAAUAAGACUGAUUUGUAUUUAGCUUUCUAAUACCCUAACUAGAGGGAAAUUGUUGACACUUAAAUUAUUGUACAAUACUCCUAGAUGGAUAGCAAUCCAUAUUUCUCUAUAAAGUCAAUGCUAUAUUUUUAACAGCACGGUAGCAUUUUUCUUUAUUUAGCACCUUUACUGACUUCAUUGAAUCCUAGAGCAUCUGUUCAUAUCCUUUACCACCCCCAGUCUCAGUACCUGUAUCAGCAAAGGAAGUGGACACAUUAAUGAUGGUGGUGGGAGUGAUGGAAAGAAAGAGGUGAAUGGAGACUCAGCCUGACUGUUCUUGAGCAUGCAUAGUUGUACCUCAAGGUGACCUCUGACUCUCCUACCUCCCUACUGUCCUCUGUGGUUUGAAAACUGUUUGCUCCAUCGAAGUUUUGGCUCCACAUAGGAGACAGGAGGUGCUUGAAGACAUUAAAAAUCCUUACAAAGAAUGUUCACCAUCCCUUUUGGCCUGUUAUGGUACUGCUCUGUUUCUUAUCAAUCUAUAUAAACUAGCUAACUACAUGGUCAGCCUAGACCAACCUUUUCAGAUAGCCUCUGCAGCUCCAUCAUUAUCUUCCAUCUGUUUCUUUCAUUUGUGUGUCUUCAGUAUCCCAAAUGGUAGUCUGUCAGAUAUCUCCCUUGUGAGUCCUCAUUCUUGUGAGUUGUGGCACACUCCAUCAGUUAUCUAACAAAGAUACACGAUUGCACCCCUUGUCACCGGGCAUUACACUUCACCUCUGUGGCUCUCAGCAUAACAGGGCAUUGUGCAGAGUCAUGAGACUGCUUUUAAAAUGACACAACAGAAUCUUGUGCAUCUAAAAUGUAGUAUCUUUUCAGUUAAUUAAUUAUGCUUAAUUAUUUAAUAAAUACUUAUUAAAAUACAUAUUCUAAAGUACUAUUAUUCUAGUGGUGCUGUUAGUCCUCCAAAUAUUGGAAACAUUCUUAGAAUUCUCAUUUAAUGAGGAGCAAGAAAACCAUCUGUUACUAUUAUAUUUCAUGUUUCAUCAUUUGAUUAGACAGUGGGCUUGGAGUUAAAUAACUUUUGCCUUGCCUCACACUUAAAAUUAUUCCAGUAAUCUUACUCAAAGUUCAUCAGAGUUCUGAUGAACUCUCCGGGAAAAAAAACAAAAAACUGUGCCCUGAAAAGGAUCUUUUUAGUUUCUUUGGUUAACUUUCUCAGAAUUUUUAUUAUUAUUUAUUUUCUUAUCCUCUUCUGUUUGCUUCUUUCCUUUUAAUGUAAAUUACCAUUCCUAACUUUUCUCUAACACUCUUUAACAACUGAACCAUCAACUCCAGCCCCAAUAACUUUUGUUUGGUUGGUUGUUGUCAUUUUUGUUUGUUUGUUUGUUUGUUUGUUUGUUUGAGACAGGAUUGCCAAAGUUUAAGAAACCAGAAGAAGGUAAAUCUGCCUAUGUCUACACCCUUGCUUCCUGCUUGAGUUGUGCCUUACCUGCUCUGUAUGACAGGAUUUCUGUGUGUCAGUGCUACCUUAUGUGGAAGUUACAUAGGAUGAAAGCAUUGUCAGAGAAGGUAGAUGUCUCUGUGUGUGCAUAUAUGCAUGCCCACUCCUUUCAUAAACUUUUGUGGAGCACCUGCCUUCAUUUCUAAGAAAUUGCCCUUUUUUUAGCAUUUGUACCCAGAGCAAUGUAUACCAGAUUACUUCAGUCUCAGAAUUACUAAGCUUCUGGCAGAAGUCCAGAGAAAAGAAAAUAAUAUGAUUGGGAAGAUUAAUGUUAUACUGGUAUAAAUGUGAAAGGAGGUUUUCAUUUAAAAAUGAGUUAUUGGAGCCACUAUGGCAAGGCAAACCUUUAAUCAUAGCACUCAGGAGACAGAGGCAGAUGGGCCAGCCUGGAUGGUAAUUGGGGCUAGAAAAAUGGCUACAGGUUAAAAUUGCAGACUGUUCUUGCAUAGGACCAUUGCAUUCAGUUCCCAAAACUCAUAUUGGGUGGCUCACAACUUUCAGUAACUCAAGCUCCAGAUGAUCCAAAAUCUGUGGCCUCCACAAGUACCUGUACACAGACAUACAUAAACAAAAUUACAAAUACAAAAUUUAAAUGAAUUAUCAAAGCUAAUUAAGCACAUGUAUAGAAAGAGCCCACUGUUACAGUAUAUGAUAAUAGAAAAGGCUGUGGAAUCUUUGAAGAAAUACAUAGAAGUCACUUUUAGCCUUGAAGUUACCAAGCAUUAAUCAAUCUAUAUGACAUUAUUUAGAGCUCUUAUCUGUCAGUGGCAUUCAUUAAACUUUUAUCCUAUAGAGUCAAAGUUUUCUUUCUGAAAUCUCCCAUCCCCAGCUGCUCACUUUAGGAUAUGGCAUGGUAAAAUGGCUCUUCUCUCACUCACUUGCUGUCAACAUACCACUGGGAGAAACCUCUACAGUUUCAAAAAAUUUCUCCAUGAGGCCAGAUAGGUAUUCAAGAAUGUGGUGGUUGAUUCUAACAUGGACCAGUAUAUAGCUUUGCACUUGUUUCUACAUCUCCAGAAUGAUAGCUAACAUUUUUUGUUUGUUUUUGAGCAGUUGCCAUGAGCCAGACUCUGAGCUAAACAUUUAUCCAACUUAAGAGCUAGUAUCACUAUGUGCUCCACUUUUAGAUGGUAAAACAGAAGACUAGAGAACUAGCUAACAUCACAGAGCCAGAAAAUGACAAGAUUCUACCCUAUACAGAGAUGCUAGAGUGUGAUGACCAAAUUAUUAGACUGGCCAGAUGAAACCAUGGACUUACUGUUGGUCAUAACAGACAAUAGGUAAAGUAACGCACAGUAGUGUGGUUGGAUCCACUGCAGCUAUUGGAAAGUCGGUUUAAAUGCUGUUCGCGGUGAGAACAUCCUUAGACAUUGAUACUGAUUUUUAGUACAAGAAAGGUAAAUUUUGUCAAUAAAACAUGUUUCUUUGUAAACUGGCUAAGGGAAAGAGAAGGGAGUAGAGUCCAGGUUGGCCAAAUGGACAGGUGGCGGUAGUAAGUUCAUCUACAGUCUUAAGAAACCUUGUAUGUAAGCUUCUUGCCCAUUUCACUAUUCACUAUUAUGUGUGUCUUGUAUUUUUCUUGAUUUUUUUAAGAUAUAUUAUUAAUUUUAACCCAUUUCUGCCUUAGCUCUUAAGAUAUUGAUUUUUAUAGUCAGCAUUCCACUAAAAUAUAUGUAGAAUAGCCAGUGGAUAAAGGCUUUUGUUGUUGUUGCCCUUCUUUAUCUCAUUUAUAUUUCAUAAUGUUGAUUUUCCCAAUAUGUAAUGGCUAUUUUUGGUUGUCAUCUUGAGGACUACUAGAUUCUUAGGUCUUUUGUUGGUAGACAGCCAUUGUUGGACUAACUGAACAACAGCUUGUAAGCCAUUCUCAUAAAUCCCAUAUUCAUUCUGUAAGUUCUAUUCUUUUAGAGAACCUGAGUAAUACAGGUUUUCAUACCACAAGUGGUUCUAGAGCAGUAGAAGUAUAAGGAUGAAUUUUUCUUUAAGUAUUUGGAAUAGGCUUUUUACUAACACCUACAGUUACUGAAGCCUCAGAAACUUGAGGUUUACUGAAAGCCCAUGGUUUGAACUAUUUUACAAAUUUAUGGGGACAAAUGCAUUUGAUUAUCCUGAUUGACCAGUUGUGAGAGGCAAGAGAUUUGAUGAGUCUAUAUAAAACUUGACAGUUUGUAGAAAAAAAUAAAAUGAUAAUGCUGGUUAGUUGCUUCUAGCAUCUCUUGAUAAAUUGACAAAGGAAAAGAGUGUACUGCUUGAUAUAAUUAACCAACUUCUAGGAUCUCAGAAUACAGUGAAGAACAACAGUGUACUCAGUGAUAAAAUUGGCCAGCUCCAGAUGCACAUAAACAGUCUAAAGGCUUCUAAGUGCCCUGGAAGAGAAUCCUCCAACAGCCAUAGCUCAGAUUGUAGAAAAUCAAGCCAAAGCCCUCACUACAAGGUUAGCUGAAUUAGUUUAAGUCCCAGGCUCAGAGAGUGUUAGUGGUUAAAGUAGGAACAUUAAUUGAUAAAGAAUAGGAUCCUGUAACUUGGGAUGGAGAUGUGUGGGAAGAUCCUGUUGAAGCUGAGAACUUUGAACCCUCAGAUUCUCACAGGUUUACCUUACCCGAGGGGAUAUCUCUCUGUCCUCAGCAGAAAAUGUACUCCCACCCCUCAUAUAUUGCCUUUUCUGCAUUUGAGAAAAUACAGAAUGGGCAAUAGAGGAAGGUAGUUAUAAGUAUCAGCUAAGACCAUGUGACCAGUUGCAGAAAUAAGGAUUAUAAUUGUCAUGACUGUUUCUGUCAUAUUUUGUUAAGAAUGUGUUUGCACAGAUACUUGUUUUUUCUUUCCUCAAUUUCUUUAUCAUGUAAUAUAAAAUCAAUUAAGAUAUUAAUCUGUAGUUACCAUAGUUAAGUUUUGAAAUACCAAAAGAAUUUCUCUCAAGGGACAUUGUUGUUAUUCUAAAAUGUAUAAUGUGUUUAAUGUUCUACAAGAGAUAGUUUUAUCAUAUUAGGCAUAAAACUGACCAGAUUAAAUACACAGUGCAUUUGCAAUUGUACAUGGGAUAGUUAUAUCAUGUUAGGUGUAAUUAUGACCUGGUUACUAUUUUCACUGGAAAUUAAGCAUGGCAUAAGGAGAUAUGAUUGUGUGUCAAGUUUACAAGGGAUGGACUUAAGAUGGCUCUUCUUGGUUGUCAACUUGACUACAUUUGGAAUUAACUAAGCCCAAACUGGUGGGUACACCUGUGAGGGAUUUUUUAUUUUUCUUAAACCAUUUCACGUGAAAAGACUUACUUUUAAUCUAGAUCCUUUGAGGUUGGAAGAUACACCUUUAGUCUGGGGCCACUUCUGAUGGCAGUCUAUAUAAAGAUAUGAAAGAAGAAAGCUUUUACUUCCUUGCUCUUGCAAGCAAGUCCAUGCCUUCACUAGAAUUAGAGCCUGCUUCUUCAGGGUUCUGACAUCAGCCUCGUGGAAUAAACAACUGCUGGAUUCUUAGGCUUUCCAUUGACAGAAAGUCAUUGUUGGACUUUCUGAACCACAGCCUGUAAGCUACUCUAAUAAAUUCCCUUUCUCUACAAAUAUGUAGAUUUAUUCUGUAAGGUCUGUUCUUUAGAGAACCUUAACUAAUUCACCAUACUUCAAGAAUCCUUUCUUUGUCUCAUGCUAUCUUUUUAGAUCAUUUCUCUUCAAUAUCUGACUUUAUUAGUCUUUUUUUCUCCUCUAUACUAAAAGUAAUCUUCAUAUCCUGCCUUUACUCGCCUUUUCUGUGUCCCUGUUUGUCUUUUUACUUAAUGUAUUUGAGUGACUUCAUAUUCCCCACCUUCUCUGUCAUCUCACAGCUUGGGGAACUUUCCUCAGUUACCUACACAACCAGGUAUUUGAAACCAAAACUUGCCAUUCUUCUCCCUCAGUUUAUAUUGUCUUUUAAAAUAGAUAUCAUUGCUUAAUUGCUGGUACCCUAAAAUAGAAUCAUUGUCUUUCAUGUUUCUCAUCAUAACUUUGACUUAUCUUCAUCUUUUUCUGCCCUCCACACUCCCAGUCUAGAAUCCUGUUGAUCUCACUCAUAUUCUUCUUGAGGCUUGUUUUUGUUGUUGCUUAGGUUUUGUUUUGUAUUUCUACCAUACCCUUAUAGCCUUCUCAUCCUGUAUAGGCUCAAGUUAUUAUAAUUUCUUCUGUUUUCUUUUAGUAUAUACAACUUACAUAACACUUAUAAAGUGAUCCUCAAACUUCAUUUUCAUGUAAUCUCAAUUUUACUCAGGCCCCAGCAGGUAUUUCUCACCAGUGUCCUGUAACCUUGUUCUCCAUUCUUAAUCUGCCUCAGCCUUUAUCUCUCUCUAGUGUGUUUACAUCACAUUCAAACCUCCUACAGCUUUCUACUGUUUCAAAAGCUAUUGCCUCUGUGCCUUUCUAAUCUCUCAUGAGGUCUUUGCUUUCUCUCUUCCUCUCCCUGCCCCCACCCAUCUCUCUGCUUAGACUACGCUUUGGCAUUCCUCAAAACUCAACUUCCUUUAUGUCUUCCGAUUCAGCACUUCUUGAUUGAGUUCACCUCACACCAAGAUCUUUCCUCAUUCUGUUCUGCCUGAGCACUUAACUUUCAGGUUUGUAAUGUAAUCCAUGCACUUACUAAUACCUUGCUCUGUAAUCAUUUUCUAGCAGUCUGUAUAGUAGUUUAACAUUUUAUUUAUUUCUAAAAUUAAAUUGUAAGCUCCUUGAGGGCAGGGAUGAUAACUGUAACAUUUGUAUCGCUGCACUCUCUUAGUGCCUAGUACAGUGCUGAGCACACAGUAGGUGUUUAAUAAAUGCUUGUUG